Molecule: messenger RNA, 1708 nt
Organism: Aaosphaeria arxii CBS 175.79
Lineage: Eukaryota; Fungi; Ascomycota; Dothideomycetes; Pleosporales
Product: FAD dependent oxidoreductase
Exons: 5
Coding region: 179-1447 (422 amino acids)
Biological process (GO): retrograde transport, endosome to Golgi
Cellular component (GO): cytoplasm; late endosome
Molecular function (GO): oxidoreductase activity
Source: RefSeq, a predicted model, not a curated record
UUAAAAAUCCCCAUGUACUCGUUGCUUGCAUUGAUCUCUGAAUCCCCACCUCGAACCUCCGAUCUCAUAAUACGGACAGCCGCUGCUGUCUUCGUCUCCCUCCCCUCCUACUGAAUUACCCUGCUCUGUUCUGUGUAACGUAGCUACCCCGCAUCUGUCCGCAAGCAAGCAAAAAGACAUGGCCGACAACGCCACCACCGACAACAGCAACGGCAGCAACACCGUCAUUCUCGGUGCUGGCAUCAUAGGUCUCUCAACAGCCUACUACCUGUCGCAAUCUGGUUACACGAACCCUCAGAGCAUCCAUCUCGUCGAUACCACCGAGGAAUUAUUCUAUUGUUCGUCAGGAUUCGCAGGCGGAUUUCUAGCUGCCGAUUGGUUCGCACCAUCAUCGGCCUCCCUCGGCAUUCUAUCUUUCCAACUCCACAAACAACUCGCGGAAUCGAACAACGGCCGCAAGAUCUGGGGAUACAGCAGGAGCACAGGCAUAUCGUACAGCCAGGACACCGAAUCGGCCAUCGACGGCAGCGGAGAAGACUGGCUGAGCAAUGGAACCAGUCGCGCUCAGGCUGCAGGCACGCGACACAAUGUCGAGUCCAACCGUCCCGUCUGGCUGAAGGAAGUGGACGGCGCGAGUUUGGAGGUUAUCAGUCAUGAUCGAAGCACGGCACAAAUAGACCCAUUGCGAUUUUGUAGGUGGAUGCUGGAGCAGUGCCUUCAGAAGGGUGUCCAGUUGCAUCAACCCGCGAAGGUUACUUCCAUAAACACCGACGGAGCAAGCCAGUUGAAUGGCGUUCGGAUACAGAAGGGCGGGGUCGAGGCAGAGCUACCAUGCACCAGGAUCAUCAUCACAUCAGGAGCAUGGGCACCGCGGACAUUCGCUUCUCUCUUCCCCAAAGCUUCGACACGGAUCCCAAUUGCUCCUUUAGCGGGCCACUCGCUCCUGCUCAAGAAUCCAUUCUUCAAGGAGCUGGAUGAGGAGGAAAUGUGCCACGCGAUCUUCGCAACAGACACCCUGGGCUUCUCACCGGAAUGGUUCUCGCGAGCCGGAGGAGAGGUGUAUCUCGCAGGCCUGAACAGCACGCAGAUCCCAUUGCCGGACCAAGCAACGGAAGUGAAGUGUAACCCCGAGGCGAUCCAGCAGAUGAAAGAGUGUGCGAAGGCAAUGAUGGGCACAGUGGAUAACAAGGAGCUAGAGAGCAUCCGAGAAUCACUGUGCUUCCGGCCAGUGACAUCUUCCGGUCGACCCAUCGUCGCACGCAUCCCGGACGAGAAACUCGGCGCAGGCAUCAAGACGCGACCCGGAAAAGAAGGAGGAGUUUUUGUGGCCGCGGGACAUGGAGCGUGGGGAAUCUCCCAAGCUCCAGGCACAGGACUCUGUCUAGCGGAGCUCGUCGAAGGAAGAGAGCCAUCGGCAAACCUUUCUGCAUUGGUUUUGCCUGCUUGAUUGCUCCUCGAUCGUGGGGGGAUUUCCAUCAGUGAAAUGGUGACUGGCGACUGGUGACGGAGUUUAAGGCGCUUCAAUAUAGAGGAAAACAAAAGGAUGGUAGUUGGUAGGAAAGGAAUGCACAUGGUAACAUAAAGGAAUUUCUCCCUUCUCUCUUAAAUGAAUUCUCCAGUUUGGGGGCACGAAAUAUUGUGGAAUUGAUCAGUAAAGGCUGUAUAAGUACUACAAAUGCUAGCUUGAAUCAUUCAAAUUCGCCUCUCG